AUGCUUAUUAAAUUGUAAAAUAUACAAAAUAAAACAUAAUCAUAUUUUGUGGAAGAAAAUCUAAUCAUUUUAACUUGCUCAUCGAAAAAUUCUAAAUUAAAUCUAAACUGUCAGAUUAGUUUUAAUCUGCUCAUGAAAAUGCUAUCAUUAGUAUGAAUUUAUCAGAUAUUCAAAACGAAUUUAUCAAAUUAUUAUCGCCGCCAUAAUGACAAGCAAGUGAAUAUCACCUUUCAAAAGAUCAUGCGAGUAACUAAAUUCUCGUUGUCAUAGAAUAAUUACAAAAAUUCAAAAGACCAAAGGAAUACAAGGUUUUUACUGAAAUUUUCUCUUUAAAAUAUACAAAAUAAAAAAGUAAAGUAUUUUCUGAGGUUUAAACACAAUAGAAGAAGAAAAAUUAGAAAUUAAAAUUUCAAUUUAUUUGAGAAAUUGAUUUACCUUUACAGCAGAGAGGAGAUAUAUCCAACUUUCAACUAAUACAUAAUUAUUAAGAAAUUGAAAACACUAUCCCAUCUCUUUUAAUAAGAAUUUAAGGAAAAUUAAAAGAAAACAAUUCGUUUAAACUUCUUUUAGAGGUAUAUCUUUUGAUGAAUAAGACAUUUUUGAAUAAAUUAUUCGAGAUUUCAAUUUAUCAAAAGAUGAGGGAAAAGCAUUAUUUUGGAAUAUAAAUAAAAUUAAUUAAUUUAUUAUAGAAUUAUUAGCACCUCUUGAUCUCAAGAAAUUGCACAAAAUUUUUCUUUACGAAAUUAAAUUGGAUGAAAUGUUCCUCAUCCAGGUUUUGAGUUACGAUAAUAUCAUUCCCAUAAUGAAAAUGAAAAAGUAGUAGUACUAUUCCCAUAGUUUGAAUUUAUCGUAAACGAAAUACGAUUCACUUAAAUUUAAGACCAGUAAAUCUAUUGUGAACAUCAAAUUAGCAAAGAAUAACUACACUUUUUGCACUUGA
Molecule: messenger RNA, 940 nt
Organism: Paramecium pentaurelia
Lineage: Eukaryota; Ciliophora; Oligohymenophorea; Peniculida; Parameciidae
Source: the annotation of a GenBank genome assembly